CGCCCAGAAACAAAAUGUCGUAUUUAGUUCCUACCCACCCGCUCACAUAAAAACACACAUUUCAACUUCAUGCACGUCGUAGUCAUUUUUAUUUAAUUUUUUUAAAACACAAUUAAUUAAUUAACAGUAUUUACAACGUUCGAGCUAUUUUCAUGAUAUUUUUCCCCGUGACGACGUUUAGAGUGACAUUUCCCUCUGGCCAUUGCGCAACACGCUGACGAACCGCAGCUCCUUUUAUUAGCCAGCGAGGCUGGGUGAAGAUGACAAGCGGCUUUCUGGCACCUUCAGCCCGGUAAAGACUCCAAGUAGACGCCGGUGUUGCCGUCCCAUUUUAUUGCUGCUUGCCGCCGUUAUUGUGGAGUGACUUGGAUGCUGGUCAAUAUUUCCAGCUAGCUGCUAGCACCCUUCCUUGCCAUCCUAACCUGGUCCUGACCGCCAGGAAGAUGAGCGGCAUGCGCGUGGAUGCCAAGGUGGUGAUGCUGGGAAAGGAGAGCGUGGGCAAGACCAGCUUGGUAGAAAGAUACGUUCAUCAGCGCUUCCUGGUCGGGCCAUAUCAGAACCAGACUAUUGGUGCUGCGUUUGUGGCCAAGCCAAUCCAAGUGGGACACAAAGUCAUCACUCUGGGAAUAUGGGACACGGCCGGGUCGGAACGCUACGAAGCCAUGAGCAGAAUCUACUACAGAGGGGCCCGGGCGGCCAUCGUCUGCUAUGAUCUGACUGACAGCAGCAGUUUCCAGCGUGCUGCUUUCUGGGUGAAGGAGCUUCAGAAGUGUGAGGAGCACUGUCAGAUCUACUUGUGUGGCACCAAGAAGGACCUGCUUCUAGAAGACCGAAGCUUACGGCAGGUCGAUUUUCAUGACGUUCAGGACUUUGCGGAAGAAAUCAAUGCACAAAAUUUUGAAACCUCCAGCAAAACAGGAAGCAACGUUGACGAAUUGUUCCAAAAAGUGGCCGAGGACUACAACAACACAGCUUUCCAGAACAUGACAGGACUGUUGUGUGUUUCAGCCGAAGAAACGAGCGUCAACUUGGGCCAGCAGAAACCCUCGUACUACUCCUUCCAGUCGUGCUGCAACAGCAACUGAUCCACCUCGGGCACGCGCCCGGCGACUGGAAAGAGGAACACGGGGAAGUGGGAAAAGACACUUAAGAACUGACCGGACAUCAAGACUGGGUCCUCAUUGCUGUGCUGGUGCUGUCUGGCGGACCUCCUUCAAGGCGGACAGCUGCUGCGAUGUGUUGUUUCCGAGUCCAUUAACAAGAAAACUCUUAAUUUCGCUACAAAAGCCUUUUUUUUUUUUUUUUUUUGUCAAUUUGGUUUGAAGUUGGAUACCUCAUGAAGGGUCUAGUGGUUGAAGCAUCACACGGGCUGUCAUGUCCUCCUAGAAAGCAGAGGGACUACUUUUCUACUUUCAACAUUCAUUUUCCUUCUUUUUUUUUUUUUGUUCCUCAACCUGCAAACAUCAAGAUGUGGCCAAGACACGGAUGAAGUCGUAACGGCGCACGCGCUCAUAAGCACCUCGGAAGCUGUAUUUAACAUUAUUUAUUGUCUUUUCUUGCCUCUAAAACAAUGGAAAUAUUGUUCCAAACUUUUACAUAAGAAUGUU
Nerophis ophidion (straightnose pipefish) is the source of this 1607-nucleotide messenger RNA. RefSeq names its product RAB24, member RAS oncogene family (gene rab24). Bases 444 to 1085 code for a protein of 213 amino acids. The record is from RefSeq and is a predicted model, not a curated record. Gene Ontology annotation, molecular function: GTPase activity; GTP binding. NCBI's taxonomy places the organism in Eukaryota, Metazoa, Chordata, Actinopteri, Syngnathiformes, Syngnathidae. The transcript is spliced from 9 exons.